This is a messenger RNA of Capsaspora owczarzaki ATCC 30864, 2745 nucleotides long. RefSeq lists its product as hypothetical. The coding region runs from base 230 to 2470 and encodes 746 amino acids. The transcript has 2 exons. NCBI's taxonomy places the organism in Eukaryota, Filasterea, Ministeriida, Capsasporidae. The record is from RefSeq and is a predicted model, not a curated record. Gene Ontology annotation, molecular function: protein binding.
UUUGCAUUUGCAUUUCGUUUGGAAUUGCAUUGCUUUUUUUUUUUCUUUCUUUUUUUUCUUUUUGAAUCCAAUCGACAGCCACACUCACUCACUUCACUCACUCACUUCACUCACUUCACUUCACUCACUCACUUCACUCACUCACACCCUGCCUUGAGCUUCCGUCAUCUACUACUAUUUUCCCCUUCCUUCUUUGAUCGCUCGCUGCUUUGCUUUGCUUUUUGUUUGAAUGUCGUCGCCGCCGUACGCCCGGUCGCCUGGAAAUGGCGGCGCUCCUGCUGCUGCUGCAUCGUCCUCGGCCAGCGACAUGAUGCCUGCCUUCAUGACGGGCGGCCGCAAAAAGUCGUCGACGCCGUCUGCUGCGCGCUUUGCCACUACGCGCGAGCUGUCCUUCACGGACGAGGAGUCGUCGCUGCUCCAGUCGGACGCCUUCAACCGCCCGGCUCCGCAGCGCCCGUCCUCGUUCGGCUCGCUCUCGGCGUCCUCGUCCGCGAGCCUGUAUGGCUCGAGCCCCUCUGUCGCUGGCCACACGGGUGGCGGCUACGGUGCCAGCAGCGGUGGCUCGCACAGCAGCAACGGCCGCUUCAAGCGCGGGAGUGGAACAAGCAGCUCCAAUGGCUUUGGCAGCGCCCCGUCGAGCACUGGCUUCCAGCCCGUCCGCUACACGAACAUUAACGGCGAGCUCCGCAAGUUGCCGCCAGAGCCAGUCUGCGAGCUGUGCUGCAGGUGCUGCACGCCGCGCGUCUGCCUCAUCUCAAUCAUCCUGAUGCUGCUGCUCGGCGCCGGCGUUGGAGCGCUCGUCUACUGGGUCAUCCUCCCUGCCGUCGAUGCAAACAACGGCACCCCGACCGUCGUCGUCGGACCAGGCAUCCCAGACCCACCCGCGGCCACAGCCAUCAACUCGACGCACAUCCAGCUGGUCUGGGAGCCCCCGAACUCGUCCGGCACCGAUCCAAUCUCGUACUAUGAGCUCUUGCGCUGCAAUGGCGGCAAUGGCACCCUUCCCGACACUGACACCGACACGACUGCUCGAAAGCAAGACGAUGCCACCGCAGAUGCAGACUCUGAUUCCGGCGCAGCACUGUCCAUCGAUGCCGCCGACCCAGCCCCUUGCACCUUCCUUCGCGCAUACCGUGGACCGCUGCUGACCUUCUACGACAUCAACCUGAACGCAUCCACCACCUACUGCUACGCCGUCCGUGCUGCUAGCGUGGCAGGCAUUGGCAACUUUUCUGCCGUCUCAUGCGUCACAACGCUCCCGCCCGAUCCGCCGCUCCCGCCGACGUCCAUCGUCCCAACCGGCUCAAGCACCGAGACCAUUUCCAUUGAAUGGAACAAUGCGAACGGUCAGGGUGCCCCCAUCCUCGCCUACUUUUUGCAGUACAAGCCGUCGUCGUCAAACCAGUGGAUCCCUCUGUACCCAGUUCUGGUGCAGCAGUGGUCCAUCAUCGACCUCAGCGAAGGCACGAGCUACGACAUCCAAGCUGCUGCGUCCAACAUUGUCGGCAUGAGCAACUGGUCGUCCACCUUCACCUUCCACACAGACACCAACAAGGCCACCGUCUCGAGCGCCCCAGGGCACCCUGCUUCCGUGCUCGUGGACGUCACGUAUGCCACGAUUGCAUGGACUGCGCCAGCGUCCGAUGGUGGCGCCAUUGUCACCCUCUACGACAUGAAUGCCAACAUUACCUCCUUGAACGGCUCGCACGCAGAGCUGACGAAUCUGUGCGACACCCCCACGCUCGCGUGCACACUCGGCAUGUUCUCCGCCGGCGAUCGCGUGUGUGUGGCCGUUCGGGCCAAGAAUUCGCAAGGCUGGAGCGAGUUUUCCGCCGCCGAGUGCUUCCAGACGCUCAGCGCCGGUGUCCCCGCAACCAUGCCUCCGCCCGUCGAACUCGCCAUCACUGGAAACUCGAUCAGUCUGGGCUGGACCCCGCCCGACGAUAAGGGCUCGCCCAUUCAGCGGUACACCCUGCAGCGCGACGACUGGUGGAACGACUCGCCCAUCGCCACCAUCCACUCGGAUCUCUCGCUCAACUUUACGGACGACUACAAUGGGCAGGGCCUGUUGCCUGCGACCGUGUACAACUACCGCAUUCGCGCUGAAAACCUCAUCGGUCCUGGAAAUUUCAGUCUGGAGGUUGGAAUCGUCACCGAAGUGAACGGCACAUGCGGCAACCCCGCUGACGUUGCGCUGUUCAAGAGCGAGAGUUCGACGCUUCGCAGCGCGCUGAACAGCUGCUUUGUCAAGUGUCUCACUCGUGCCAAGUGCACGACCACCUGUGUUGCAACGGCGACUGGCUUGUCUCUGCCAUGUUCCUCGUGCUGGGAAGCGGAGACUACAUGUGCUGCAGCGAAAUGCGUUGCUUGUGACGUGGCGGCGAGUACGGCCUGCCACAACUGUGUGAUGGCGAACUGCUACCCUGCGACAGUUGUCUGCGCCGGUUUGCCGCAGUGGGCCAUGCCUUGAGCGACCCAUUGAUGCAUUACUCUCAUCCCUUUUUUUUCUUCUCCGUCUCUUGCGCCAUGCCAUCUCUUGCGCCAAAAUUGAUUGAUUUUUCUCAUUAGUCAUGCAUUGUUUCUGGUGGUCAGCUUGCCAUGACUGUUGUCUUGGGCCUGUUUUGAAGACCACGACUUGUUGCUGCCACCACUUGUUGCUUUUUGUUGUUGUUGUUUCGAAUUGUCAAUGUGUUCUUGCUCCUUGCUUUGAUGUUUGAUAAAUGUUGUUGGUUUGUCGCCGUUGGC